AUGCUUAGCGCCAUUAUUUAUCGCUGCGUCCAAUUUUCUAAGUUUCUGGGUCUCUUCCUUUAUGCAGCUGGUAUCAUCGGUUUUCUGGCCCUUUCUCAAUCGGAGUUCAACUAUGAAACCUACGUCAGUGAAAAUGCAUUGUUAAUCGGUCUUGUUGAUGAAACGUAUAACCCGGAACCGAACAUUUCGAACGUCAUGAAAGAAUUCAUUGACGCCGCUCCAGAUAAGACCAAAACUGCCUUCAUUAUUCGCCAGGAGAUGGAGAAGUUUGGCCUUGAGGUUUAUGAGCAGAAGUUCACUUUUUCACAUAAGUUGCUAGAAAAUGUCGGGAAUGUUUCUAGCACGAACCUUUACGCAAUCAUGCGUUCCCGCACUGAUAGUCGCACAGAAGCGCUAAUUAUCAUAGCACCACUUCGAGCCUCUGGUGAAUCAGAGGAGAUCAUUCCAGGGACUUACACUUACCUGGUUUCUCUUGCAAAACAGCUUAGCACUCAACUCUACUGGGCAAAGGAUAUAAUAUUCCUUUUCCCCGAUAUGGAAUACAUUGGACUGGUGGCUUGGUUAGAUGCUUAUUAUGGUGUUAGCACGUCUCCCAUCGUUCAUGGCACCAAACUUAGGGGUCGUUCGGGUAGCCUCCAAGCAGGGAUUGUUCUGGAAUUCCCCUCAUUGAGCAUGGAUCGUUUGGAUGUCUCCUUCCAAGGUCUUAAUGGUGAAUUGCCGAAUCUAGACCUUAUCAAUACUGUCGCCCGUUUGGCAAAAAAACAUAGCAUUCCUCUCUCUCUUCACGGCCAACUUCAGGGCUUUACUUAUGCGAGUCCACUACCAGCACUAAAACAAUUAAUCAGCUCCAUCUGGCUACAGAGCUCUGGCUCUCCCUCGGGGUUACAUGGUCCCCUCAUAAAUUUCCAGGUGCCCUGUCUCACACUGCGUGGUAUCCGAAGUCGCGCCUCGGCUCAGUUGAACGCGAAUCAUAUUCGUCAAAUUGGCAGUCUGGUUGAGGCGUUUCUACGCUGCUUAAACAAUCUGCAGGAACGAAUGCAUCAAUCGUUUUAUUACUAUCUUCUGCCAGACCUCUGGCAUUACAUAUCCAUUGGGGUUUACUCUCCCUUCUUCUUUAUGGCUCUUGCAGGGAUGCUUUUGCAGGUUAUCCGAAUCUACAUCGAGUUUACCUCCAAACAGAAGCAGUCACCAAAGAAUUAUGCGGUCAAAUCCGUGUUAAAGGAAUGUGAUUCAACUCCUACCACUGACACUAUGGAUCCUGACACAGAGAUUCGGCAACGUCGUGCCGUCACCAUAACGUCGAAGAUCAUCAAAGACGUCACAGACAAAUAUCCUUUAGAGGAGGAGGACAAGGAGGUAAGAGAAGGAAAGGAAUUCAACAUUGCCGUUCUUCUACCUACUACGUCCUCACUGGGGCUGUGCUUUGUCGGUGGUGCAGUGACUCAUAUCUUUCCUGACCUCCUCUACGCUCGCCUCCUCGACUUCUCAACAGACAAUCCUAAUGGAGUGUGGCAACUCACCGAAGACUACUUCGCUGUCUUAUUUCUUGUCGCAGUUGCUGGCCUCGCUUUUCUGCUUCCUUUAUUAGCUGUAGUUAGUGGGAGCAUGUGUCCUUUUUAA
This is a messenger RNA of Hydatigera taeniaeformis, 1620 nucleotides long. The record is from the annotation of a GenBank genome assembly. NCBI's taxonomy places the organism in Eukaryota, Metazoa, Platyhelminthes, Cestoda, Cyclophyllidea, Taeniidae.